Messenger RNA from Pelobates cultripes (western spadefoot toad), 345 nucleotides. The record is from the annotation of a GenBank genome assembly. Lineage: Eukaryota; Metazoa; Chordata; Amphibia; Anura; Pelobatidae.
AUGUCUGAUUUACCCAAACCAGCAGUUUCUGCUGAACUUAAGGCAUGGCUAUACAAUGCCAUUGCCGACUCCAUACCCAAGGCUCUAGCGGCUUUCCGUGAGCAGACAGUCCCAGCCCCUACGGCGACCAUUACCCAACUGUCAGACUCCGAGGAUUCUCAUGGUUUGGACCGCAACGAAGCCCCUCGCAAACACCCUUGGAAGAGUGAUAGCGCUACUGCCGGUAAAGGCAAAGCGCCUGACAAAAACCCUAGAGUUCCUAUUCUAAAUCCAGGGAAGCUGUCUCCCAACAUGAUUUUGACCCACUUGAGGGUUCAACCUCUAAUUAUCAUCUUCGGGUGGUAG